AUGCUCCGCGCAGGUCCCUCGCAGGCGAGACAACUCUCGACCCGCCUCCACCGCGCCCUCGCGACCCACGCCGUCGCGCCGUCGCCGCCCCCAACUCGGCACACUUGGAAGCGGGGCGAGAUCCAGGGCAUAUUCGACACGCCCCUCAUGGAGCUCGUGUUUCGCGCCGCCUCCGUGCACAGGCAGUACCACGAUCCGAGCAAGAUCCAGCUCUGCACGCUCAUGAACAUCAAGACCGGAGGCUGCUCUGAGGACUGUUCGUACUGUUCGCAGUCGUCGCGCUACUCGACCCCGACCGUCGCAUCGCGCCUGCUCGACAUCGAACCCGCGAACGGGAGCACGCGCUUCUGCAUGGGUGCCGCCUGGCGCGACCUCUCGGGCCGUAAACGCGGCUUCGAGCGGAUUCUCACCAUGGUUAGCGAGAUCCGCGGGAUGGGCAUGGAGGUCUGCACCACGCUCGGGAUGCUUUCGCCUGAACAGGCGCGUCAGCUGAAACAAGCUGGCCUGACCGCAUACAACCACAACCUGGACACCUCGCGCGAGUUCUAUCCGGAGGUCAUCACCACGCGUUCGUACGAUGAGCGGCUGGACACCAUUUCUGCUGUCCGAGACGCGGGCAUCAGUGUAUGCUCCGGGGGGAUUCUUGGCUUGGGAGAAACCGAUAAGGACCGCGUCGCGCUCAUUUGGGAGAUGUCCAAGAUGCCAGAGCACCCGGAGUCUUUCCCGGUAAACGCGCUGGUUCCCAUCGAGGGGACGCCGCUGGAGAAGAACGAGCCCGUGCCAUACCAUACCAUUCUUCGGACGAUUUCGACCGCCCGGAUCGUCCUGCCGGGCACGAUCAUCCGUCUGGCCGCUGGACGGCAGACGCUGGACGAGACACAACAGGCCAUGUGUUUCAUGGCUGGCGCCAACGCGGUGUUCACUGGGAGCAGAUGCUCACGACGCCUUGGUUGGGGUGACGCUGAGGAUGUGCGGACCGAAACAGGCUCGCCAUGGGACGAGGACAAGGCGCUGAUGGGCCGCUGGGGAUUGGAGGGCAUGGGCAGCUUUGAGCAGGUGGGCGUGGCGCGGAAGGAAGGAGCGCGCCUGGAGAUACGCGGGGAGGAGGAAACCGCGUCCUCGGAGCCUUCCAAGGAAGCCCAGACUAGCGUCUGA
Epithele typhae is the source of this 1155-nucleotide messenger RNA. Its product is annotated as biotin synthase. Gene Ontology annotation, molecular function: biotin synthase activity; 2 iron, 2 sulfur cluster binding. NCBI's taxonomy places the organism in Eukaryota, Fungi, Basidiomycota, Agaricomycetes, Polyporales, Epitheliaceae. The coding region runs from base 1 to 1155 and encodes 384 amino acids. Gene Ontology annotation, cellular component: mitochondrion. The record is from RefSeq and is a predicted model, not a curated record. The transcript is spliced from 9 exons. Gene Ontology annotation, biological process: biotin biosynthetic process.